Molecule: messenger RNA, 375 nt
Organism: Echinops telfairi (small Madagascar hedgehog)
Lineage: Eukaryota; Metazoa; Chordata; Mammalia; Afrosoricida; Tenrecidae
Product: prothymosin alpha-like
Exons: 3
Coding region: 1-375 (124 amino acids)
Biological process (GO): negative regulation of apoptotic process; positive regulation of transcription by RNA polymerase II
Cellular component (GO): nucleus
Molecular function (GO): histone binding
Source: RefSeq, a predicted model, not a curated record
AUGCCCUUUUAUGAUUUUGAGAUUUUGCUCACAUAUGUGUACCGCUCUCUCCAGAGACCUAACGAUCACCAGCGUGCCCCACCCUGUGGACACCAGCUCGGGAGCACCACCCCGGACUUAAGGGAGAAGGAGGAGGUGGUGGAGGAGGCCAAGAAUGGAAGAGAUGCCCCCGCUAACAGCAAUGCUAAUGAGGAUAAUGGGGAACAGGAGGCUGACGGCGAGGUAGAGGAAGAAGGUGGGGAAGAGAAGGAGGAAGGUGAUGGUGAAGAAGAUGAGGAUGAGGAGGCUGAGGCAGCUACAGGCAAACGGGCAGCUGAAGAUGAUGACGAUGACGGUGUGGAUACCAAGAAGCAGAAGACUGAUAAGGAUGACUAG